Molecule: messenger RNA, 1836 nt
Organism: Neltuma alba
Lineage: Eukaryota; Viridiplantae; Streptophyta; Magnoliopsida; Fabales; Fabaceae
Product: flavonoid 3'-monooxygenase
Exons: 2
Coding region: 68-1597 (509 amino acids)
Molecular function (GO): oxidoreductase activity, acting on paired donors, with incorporation or reduction of molecular oxygen; monooxygenase activity; iron ion binding
Source: RefSeq, a predicted model, not a curated record
UCUACCUUGCUGUCUAUAAAAUGCCUUCCUCAACCAUGAAAACUUCGCAUCACAAACCCCAAGACGGAUGGCAAUGAACUUGGCACCAUGGCUAGCCAUCUUUAUUCCCUUCCUCUUCUUCCUCCUCCUCUUCCGCAAUUUCCGCUGCUGCCGAUAUAACCUGCCGCCUGGACCAAAACCAUGGCCUAUCAUCGGAAACCUCAACCUCAUAGGCCCUGUUCCUCACCGCUCCUUUUAUAAACUCUGCAAAAAAUACGGACCCAUCGUGCAUCUCAAGUUCGGCUUCAAAGACGUCGUCGUCGUAUCCUCCGCCGACGUCGCUAAAGCCUUCCUCAAAACUCACGGAAACACCUUCUCGUCCCGGCCCAAAAUCACCGCCGGAAAGUACACAGCCUACGAUUACUCUGAUAUUCUCUGGGCCCCCUACGGCCCUCACUGGCGCCAAGCCCGUAAGAUAUGCCUCACGACACUAUUAUCUCAGAAAAAAAUAGCAUCCAGCGAGUAUAUAAGAAAGGAAGAGGUGAAAAGUAUGUUGAACGAACUUUUCAUUUCUUCGGGUAAACCCAUAUUAGUGAAAGAUUACUUGUAUAGUUUAAACCUGAAUAUUAUAAGUCGCCUGGUGUUGGGGAAGAAGUACGUGGAGAAGGGUCAAGGUGGGAUUGUUAGCUGGGAAGAGUUCAGGCACCUGGUGGAUGAGUUUUUCUUUCUUAAUAAUGGGUUUGCGAAUAUCGGGGAAGUGUUCCCUUUGAUCAAUUUCUUGGACUUGCAGGGUUAUAUAAAGAGAAUGAAGGAUUUUGGUGUGAAAUUUGAUAGGUUUCUGGAGCAUGUGUUGGAUGAACACGAAGAGAGAGCAAAAGGGGUUGAGGAUUAUGUGGCCAGAGACAUGGUGGAUGUUCUUUUGCAGCUUGCUGAAGAUCCCUCACCUGAGGUCAAGCUUCAAAGGCACAGUAUCAAAGCAUUAACUCAGGACCUUUUAAUGGCUUCAACAGAUACCGCAAUAAUAACUAUAGAAUGGGUUAUGUCUGAGCUGUUGAAAAACCCAGAAAUCUUAAGGAAAGCCACAGAGGAGUUAGACAGAGUGAUUGGAAGAGACAGAUGGGUGGAAGAGAGAGACUUAGUCAAUUUGCCUUAUAUUGAAGCCAUUAACAAAGAAUCAAUGAGAUUGCACCCUGCAGCGUCCUUGUUGCCUCCAAGGGUUGCCACAAAUGGUGACUCUAAAGUUGUAGGGUAUGACAUCCCAGAAGGAACCCAACUGAUCGUCAACGCGUGGGCUAUUGGCAGAGAUCCUACAAUUUGGGACAACCCUAAUGAGUUUUGCCCAGAAAGGUUCAUAGGUAAGGAUACUGAUGUGACAGGGAACCACUUUGAGUUAUUGCCAUUUGGAGCUGGAAAAAGGAUCUGCCCUGGUUAUCCUCUUGCUCUUAAGGUCAUUCUUGUGAGCUUGGCAAAUUUGGUGCAUGGAUUUUCGUGGAACUUGCCGGAUCAUAUGAAGGAAACGGACCUAAACAUGGAGGAAACCUAUAGGCUUACAAGUCUCAGAAAACAACCACUUGAAGCCGUUUUAAGACCUAGACUUUCAUCUCAUCUUUAUCUCUAGCUAGUGAUAAUAUAUGCGUGUGUAAGGAAAAUAACAUCUAAGGACUAGUGAUACCCAUUAUUUUCCUUAUUAUAUAAUCACUCAAUGGAUCGUAAGGUUUGCAAUUUUAUUAUGAAUGGAGAUUGUGUUUCGAUUAAGCAGUUGGAUGGCUCUUAGACUAUAACUUUUAAGCCGUGAUCUUCUAAACCCAACAUUCCAUGCAAGAUUCAAAUAUUAAAUACAUCAUAAAUUGCUUAUAA